AUGGUGAAAGUAACUUUACGGGCGCAGCUAGUAGGAGGGCUUUAUGGAGCAGAAAAACGACAAAGCGAGAAAAAUUAUUUUCCACUCCAGAAAUUAAUGAUCAUGAGCUCUUAUUUGAUGGACUCUAACUACAUCGAUCCGAAAUUUCCUCCAUGCGAGGAAUAUUCGCAAAAUAAUUAUAUCCCAGAUCAUAGUCCGGAAUAUUAUAACCGGACAAGGGAGUCAAGCUAUCAACAUCACCACCCGGAGCUGUACCCAGUACCAAGACCCUCUUUUCCCGAUCGCCCAUUCAGCUGUGGGGGGCUCCAAGCUCCUGGAAACGCUGCGGCUCUCCAAAGGGGACACGGCCAAACUCCAGGAGGUCAACACCUCUCAGAGAAAACACAGCAGCUUUGCGAGCAGGCUGCUCUAUCCACCUCCUCCACCACUCCUUCCCCAGCCCCUGCAGCCUGCAACCAGCCAAACCCAGACCAUCCCACCAGCACAGCUUCCAAACAACCCAUAGUCUAUCCCUGGAUGAAAAAAAUCCACGUCAGUACNNNGAAUCCCAAUUACAAUGGAGGCGAACCCAAGCGAUCCAGGACAGCCUACACGAGACAACAAGUUUUGGAGCUGGAGAAAGAAUUUCACUAUAACAGGUACCUGACCAGGAGACGCCGCAUCGAGAUCGCUCAUUCCCUUUGCCUCUCCGAACGACAGAUCAAAAUCUGGUUUCAGAACAGGAGGAUGAAAUGGAAAAAAGACCACAGGCUGCCAAACACCAAAGUCAGAGCAGCUCCAACCGUUCCAGGAGCUUCUACAGCUCCUUCAACCUCUCUGAGCUCCAAUUCGGCUGAAGAAAUUCCCUCCGCGGUCACUCAGGACCAGCGCUCGGAGGAUAUCACCAGGUUAUAA
Molecule: messenger RNA, 894 nt
Organism: Acanthisitta chloris (rifleman)
Lineage: Eukaryota; Metazoa; Chordata; Aves; Passeriformes; Acanthisittidae
Gene: HOXC4
Product: homeobox C4
Biological process (GO): embryonic skeletal system morphogenesis; regulation of transcription by RNA polymerase II; anterior/posterior pattern specification
Cellular component (GO): nucleus
Molecular function (GO): RNA polymerase II cis-regulatory region sequence-specific DNA binding; DNA-binding transcription factor activity, RNA polymerase II-specific
Source: RefSeq, a predicted model, not a curated record